Messenger RNA from Penicillium subrubescens, 1506 nucleotides. RefSeq lists its product as uncharacterized. The transcript has 2 exons. The record is from RefSeq and is a predicted model, not a curated record. Gene Ontology annotation, molecular function: RNA polymerase I cis-regulatory region sequence-specific DNA binding. NCBI's taxonomy places the organism in Eukaryota, Fungi, Ascomycota, Eurotiomycetes, Eurotiales, Aspergillaceae. Gene Ontology annotation, biological process: nucleolar large rRNA transcription by RNA polymerase I. Gene Ontology annotation, cellular component: RNA polymerase I upstream activating factor complex. Bases 45 to 782 code for a protein of 245 amino acids.
GGAUACGCCGGGGUCUGACUACAUGCUGCUGGCAGCAAAGGAGGAUGUCCUAUGGCAAAUCGCUCAAUUUGAGCCAAAAUGCAUUUCUCGCGCCCCCUGAGGCUGAGCUCGACGCACCGGAAAGCGAGUAUUCUUACAAACAGACCAGACGCACCACCAAUGUUUAUGAUGCUGUUGCUGGCCGGGUCAACCGCAAAGGGCACCACCCAGCAGAGGCCAUUGCCUCUCGCUACCGCGACACUGCCUCGUCUGGAGCCCGGACUCUCCGACCAGAGGAGGUUCUGUUUCGAACACAGAACACCGUGACGGAUCCCAAGGAAGAAGAGAACUACUUUGCACACGAAAAUAUACGACCUGACAUUACCCUCCCGAGCUCCGAGAUACUCGAAGCUAUCCACGCCUACGCCGCUGACUUUUACGAGUUCGCAACGGAAGAUCACGGCCUUCACGAUCACCAUAGUAUGGACGAGACAGCCUUGAUCGCAAUGGGAAUUCUCGUGGAGGAAAUGGCCAAAGAGGCUCUCGGGGAGACGGGAGAUCUGGUGCUGGUGGAAGGCGAAGAGCUGGCCGCCGGCGCCGACGAGACGGGAGCCGAAACCGACACCACCAACGCCUCCCAGUCCCGAGAACGUGUUCGGAGAAGGAAGAGAGCAAAUACCGGCGCGAAUAGCAUGGUUAGCUCGCAGGACAAUCUCAAGGGAGUGCGGCAAAAGUUCAAGCGGCGGAAAUUGAAGCGCGGAGCUUCCACUACGGAUGCGGACACGGAACUUGAUGAACGAUGAUUCAAAUGAGUCUAGCGCCUGGUGUUCUGGCGCUUGCUAUUAUCCAUUGAUCGGAAAUUAUUGGGUACUCGUUCGUCAUCAGAUGGUGUGUCAUACAACAUUGUGAUUGCGGCCAGGUGAUCUGGCAUAUGCAUGAAAGCUGUGCUGUUCCGACACAGCCACCUUGGGCUUGCAGAAAUUGCGCCAUUCAGAUACCAUGUCAAUCACUGCCAGCACGAAUCAUGCCGGGGUAGAGACGUGCGGUCCAACGGGCCCGAGAGGGGUCCUCGCAGUCUCACGUCAGCGGAAAGAAGCUUAAGGUUGUCCAACCUGAAGCGACGACUUCCGAGAGGCGGGAGUUGACCGGUAUCCUAUCCAUUUGCGAUAUUGAUUGCGGCAAUCAAUGCGGCUUGAUCGUCUUUUUGGAUUUAUCGCCAUUCCGACUGGUUAGCGCCCUAUGAGGUGAUGUGGCGUCGAUAGCUUCACAGGACUUCAUCGAUACCAUCGAGUGUUGGCGGAGAGCAUUUCGCGAAAGGUUCGACUGGAAACAUAAAAGUCUUCUUGCGCUUUUAGUUACUGGCCCUUCCCCAGGAUGGGCAUCUUUGAUUAAAUAUGAGACUUUCUCAUGGGCGGUCAUAUGUGCUCACGUGUCUGCUAUACAUACCCUGUUGUCAGCAAUCAGUGAAAUGUACUUUACAUCUUCACACCAGUCUAGCUAUCGGUAGACACUAAAUCAAUUGAUUCA